Molecule: messenger RNA, 2749 nt
Organism: Seminavis robusta
Lineage: Eukaryota; Bacillariophyta; Bacillariophyceae; Naviculales; Naviculaceae
Source: the annotation of a GenBank genome assembly
UUGGAAACGUCCUUUGAAAACAUUAGCUUUUCAAACCAAAACCAAACGGUGAAGGGACCAAGCACCCAAGAGAAAACACCCUCAAAGGAAGGAACAAAAGCAAGCUGAGAAAGUCGGAACAAUGGACCUGGAUGAUGGCAACAACUCGGACCAGCCGCGUCCGAAGCAGCGCAGACGUCGUCGUCGCUCUUCGGCACGGUUCCUUAGGUUGACUGGUCGGUUGAUGGAAGACAUUGAUGAAGUGGAGGAAGAAGCCGAAGAAGACAAUGUCGUCGAGUCCGAUCAGCAUCUGGGUGACAUGUACAAGCGAGCCAUUCGGAUGAAUGCCGAAAAUCGCAUCAAUGCCAGCAAUAGUUGGAAUCUGCGUUUGAUUGAGAAUAUCGACAAGUUUCUAGGUGAAGAUCAAGAAGAGAAAACAGCCGACAUUGACGAAGAGAACGUGGACCCCAACGUCCCCACCACUUCACGGAACAAGGAGAAACGUGUGAAUUUCACCAAGGCGAGUUGCACUCUAGAUGCCUCGGUCAAAAUCUACUCGUACCGUGUGGAUGAUGUUCAUUUGUCUUCCUACAAGGUACUCGCCAAUCUCAACAGAACUGAAAACGAGGAGUCCUCCAAAAACAAGAAGAAGCAAUCCAACCAAUCGGAAGCCACGCAGUCCAACAGCGACAGUGCUGAAGAUGACAAUGAUCAAGAGGCUGCAUCAUCAGGCCGAUCCAAUAAAAGCUCUGGUAGCACGUUGGAGACCAAUGUUGCGAAUAUCAACAUGAACAAGCACGAUUCUGCAUUUGACAUCGAUCCCUUGUUUCACAAAAUGUCCAAAACAUUUGACGAAGGUGGCGCAAAGGGUCUGCUCUUGGUCAACUUGGGCGUGGGCGACAAUGGAUGCAACAUUGUCUUUGACUCCAAAGCAGAAUCCAACGAAGAUGGAGCCGAACAGGACUCUUCGGCCUCUGAUGAUCAACAAGAAUCCACAAGGCAAGAAGGAAUGGUCGACAUUUCUUCACUUGUUGGAAAGCUACGUGACAUUGAGGAGACAACUUCAACAUCCAUCGAGUCCAUGACUUUGGUGCCUCAAUUGGCUUUCUUGAGGGAACAGUUUGCCGAGCUCAAGCAAGAGGGAUUCGUAGACACAACAAACAAAGCAUCCAGGCGGUACGCAAGUACACAGGAGGAGGAAAAUGAAGCCGACAUGUCCAUUCACCAGGAAGCCAUGGAACGAAGCAGGCGUUCCAGCAUGGGGCGUUCCUUUGCAACGGAGGAGGAGCAGGACGACGACGACGGAGCCCCAAUGUUUGCACCUGAUGACUUUGGUGGUGGAGAUGAUGAUGACGACGACGAUCAUGAAGAUGGCGUAGGAUUUGAGCCUUUUAUACACCUCGAUGAAAGCCAAAGCGAAGGACGAUUCUCAGCCCUCAGCUUUCGAGACUCCUACAGUUCUACCAGCCAACAGGAUAAGAGGCAGUCCCAAGCAGACGUUAUGCUUGAUGCGAUUUGUUCUGGAAAGAGCUUGGGGGCUGGAGAGUACGAGUUCUUUGAUACGCAAGCUUUGGAAACGUCCAUGUCGGGCAACCUUUGGGCUGGUUCAGCACACUGGAAACGAACCGAGCCAGCUCGUAAGAGAAAAGAAGACACGGCAACGAAAGGGAAGAAGAAGAAAACUACGAAAUCCAAGAAAGGCAAGAAGAAAAACGACAACUUCGCUGUAGACCUGACAGCUAAGGUUGUCGUGGAAGAUCUGCUGCGAAAACCACCCAAGGGAAAGCGAGGAUCCAAUCCCUUGCAGCUUUCGAAAGCAGUUGUUACCAAGCACACCAAGAUCGACAAUCUACUACCUCCUGACUCGGGAAUCGGCAUCGACACUCUUGCUGGACUGUUUCUCAGGCCAAACACUGUCAUGCAACCUGCUGUUUCCAACGAUAGCAGCAAAGGAUCCAAACCGCGCAAGUCGGUGUGUUUUGACACAACAGCCAACGAAAUGUUUGGAGGCAUGGCUAUGGACGACGACGACGGAUUUGGUGAUGGUGACGACGACGGUGGUGGCUUUGUCUUUGCAGACGAUGCCAACGAUGACGAUGACUUUGUGUCCGAAGAGCUCAAGCGGAUUAGAAAAGUCGAUACCAAGAGUGUCCAAGUGGGUUAUGCUACGAUAGCCAAGAAAGUGGAUGUGCGUCGUCUCAAGCGCGACCUAUGGACUGAGAUUGAGACGCAGAUUGAUCCCAAUGAAACCGCAGACAGGGAAUCCAUGGAAGUGUCUUCGCUGCAGGAUGGGUUGUCGUUCCAAGAAGCGGUCAAUGACCUGGAGGAAUCAAAGACACAAGGUGACGUUACUCUUCCGUUCUAUUUUAUCUGCGUUCUUCAUUUGGCAAAUGAGAAAGGCCUUCGCCUCGAGUCUUCUGGAUUGAAUGAUUUUGUCAUCCACAAUGAUGCCGACGUCACGAAACCAUCAGUUUAGUGGGUGCUUGGCGGGGCAACGACGACUGUCGCCUUCGGUGAGUGCCUGGCCUGGCAAUUGUGAUGGGGUGUAGAAAGUACUAGUAGAUACUAGAAGGCCAGCAGGUAGCGUAAAGUAUAGUGCUGGAUUGGUUCUUUGUUCUUCCCCGUGCAACCACCAGGUACGGUACUACGUACAGUAGUCAAAGCAAUCAUUGUCUACACAAAUUAGGAUCACAACCAACAGCCUGAGAAAGUACCAGUAUGUACCGGUCCCUUCAUCGUUACUCCUCCGUCAAAACAAUCAUUUGUCGCG